GCUGAUAUAAAUAGCUAGAGCGCCAACUAGCGGCAGUUCGCGGCAGAGCAGCGCCAGUACAGACGGGUACAAUGUCACUAGAGAGAUGUCAAAGUGAAUGGACAGAAAUAGAGGAAGAAUAUCAGCAAUUACAGGAAACACACAAAGUCUACAGACAGAAGCUGGAGGAGCUGACGAACCUGCAGGCGAUAUGCAGCAGUGCUAUUAGCAAACAAAGAAAAGGCCUGAAAGACCUCAAGAAUAACCUUCAUAAGUGUAAGAAAACUCACGGUGAAAAAGAAACGGAGAUAAUAAAUGACCUGCAGGUCCAAAUUAAAGAAAGGCAAAAUGUCUUUUUUGAAAUGGAGUCCUAUUUGCCAAAGAAAAAUGGAUUGUACUUAAAUUUAGUACUUGGAAAUGUGAAUGUCACGCUCCUCAGCAACCAAGCCAAGUUUGCGUACAAAGAUGAAUAUGAGAAGUUCAAACUUUAUAUGACUAUAAUACUUAUGUUUGGAGCCGUCACCUGCCUCUUCCUUUUCAAUUACCGGGUUACAGAUGAAAUCUUCAACUUUUUAUUAGUGUGGUAUUAUUGCACAUUGACAAUAAGAGAGAGUAUCCUCAUGAGCAAUGGGUCACGGAUUAAAGGAUGGUGGGUGUCACAUCACUACGUCUCAACCUUUUUAUCAGGUGUUAUGUUGACGUGGCCAGAAGGUCCAAUGUAUCAAAUGUUCAGAAGUCAGUUCCUGGCUUUCUCCAUCUAUCAGAGUUGUGUGCAGUUUCUUCAGUAUUAUUAUCAGAGUGGCUGCUUGUAUCGGUUACGUGCUCUGGGGGAAAGAAACCAGCUGGACCUGACAGUGGAGGGCUUUCAGUCGUGGAUGUGGAGAGGGCUUACAUUCCUCCUUCCGUUUCUUUUCUUUGGCCAUUUUUGGCAGCUGUACAAUGCUGUGAGUCUUUUCAAGUUGUCUGCCCGUGAUGACUGCAAGGAAUGGCAGGUGUUCAUGUUGGCCUUGACGUUUCUUGUCCUGUUCUUGGGGAAUUUCCUCAUUACUCUGAAAGUGGUCCACCAGAAGCUUCAGAAGAACAAAGAAAAGGUUAAAAACAACUGACGAGACGCCAACUCGAAGAAUUCAUAUGCUGCGAGGCCAGUGUGGAUGACACAGAACUGAACUUCAAAACGCACAAAACUGUUUCGUCUAUAGGAGUCGCGUCCCACAAGCUGUUUGGAGAGGGCCGGAGGUAGAUGUUGACGUGUCCGCGAAAUCGUUUCAGCAGCGGCAAUGAAACCCAAGCUUUCGUGUCACGUUGCUCUAUCGUCUGCCACGUUGCUUUUGCUUUUAUUUGUGCAAUCACAGCAAUUAGAGGGUAAUGUUUGGGCUAGAAGCCACUGACAACCUUCAGAGACUGUAUACUUUUGUUUUGUUCUUGUGCAUGAAUCCGUUUACAAUAAGCCACAUUUAAAGUUUAUGCAAUGCCGCAGGAAGGCUGUGGAACUGUAGAUGCUCAGUUCAAUGCAACACCUCAAAGGGAGUUUUUUUUUUUUUUAAGGGUACAUACGGAUUAAAGUACUUGUUCACAUUCAAGGCAUUUUGGCUGAAACAUAUCCAAGAUUUGUUUUUUUCACGAUUUUAUGUUACGUGUUUCUGGGAAAGCAUUGAUGCAAUGCAACUUCAAGGGAAAGGUGUGUUAGGCAUGUUGUGGCUUGUUAGUACAGUGCUUGAGCAAGGCCAAACUCUUGAAUUAAAGAAAUAGUUCACCCAAAAAUGACCUUUGAUUAGAAUUUACACAACAUCAGGCCAUCCAAGAUGUAGAUGAGUACUGACAGAAGUUGCAUUUGGUUCCUGGAUGACUUGUUUGCCUCAAUGCUCUCCUUUGCCUGUUCACACCUGGUUUAGUUUAGCCUAGAACCCAAGUGUUACAAGUUGUUUGCAAUUUCACAGGCUCAGUGAACUCUACCUGAAGCAAAAACCUGUAAUUAAACGCCAUUUCCCAUGUUGGGAAAUGCUUUAUUGCACAAUUAACCACUGCGUAAAUCGUGUGUAAUAGUAGUCACUCUUCACGGUGUGAUUUUGUAAAUGUUUUGUGUUGAAAGAAUAACUGCACUUUUUGCUUGAACAUAAAAUAAGCCUACAGACUGGAGGAAAAUAAGUUUUCCAAAAGGCCUUUUAGAUAUUAAGUUGGAUUUCUCUUGCCCUUCCGUUGCUGCUGAGCAAAUAAAUUGAAUCUGAUGCAA
Messenger RNA from Carassius auratus (goldfish), 2209 nucleotides. RefSeq names its product transmembrane protein 120B-like. The record is from RefSeq and is a predicted model, not a curated record. The transcript has 12 exons. Bases 72 to 1085 code for a protein of 337 amino acids. Gene Ontology annotation, biological process: fat cell differentiation. Gene Ontology annotation, cellular component: membrane. NCBI's taxonomy places the organism in Eukaryota, Metazoa, Chordata, Actinopteri, Cypriniformes, Cyprinidae.